Molecule: messenger RNA, 1170 nt
Organism: Paramecium octaurelia
Lineage: Eukaryota; Ciliophora; Oligohymenophorea; Peniculida; Parameciidae
Source: the annotation of a GenBank genome assembly
AACGGAUUGUAUGAGGAAAUUAGUUUCUAUACUAUUGAUUUCUCUCACCUUGGCAAGUUAAAUUCAAGGUCCUUUAUCUAAUCCAGUAAUGAAUGAAUUAGAAUAAACACAUUUAGGGAAAGCAUUCUUGAAAUUACUAAGCUUAAAAUCAAAGGCACAACAAUUUGAUUUCUCUAAAUUAUAUGCAGCACUUGAUGACUUACAAAAUUCAAUCAAAUAAAGAUUGGCUGAUGAAUAACAAGAGUAUUAACAAAAUGAAGUCUAAUAUUUCACAGACAAGGAAUUCUUCUCAGGUUAAAUCACACAAUUCUAAAAUGAAGUAAUCUUAUUUACUUACUUUAUUAGAUAGCAUCAUUAGAAAUAGAUGUUACAGAUUUCACUGAAAGUAGAGACUUAUUAUAAAUUGCUUUAAAUGGAAAGGUUGAUGAAUUGAAGGAAGUUUAAUCAUUAGCCGACGGAUUAUAAGCAAGAAUCACAAAAGAAGAAGGAAUCUUCAAGGAUCAAUAAAAUUAAUAUACAAAUGCUGUUUAAGCUCUUGAUUAAGCUUUGUAAUUGAUUGGAUAGCUUAGAGAUGGUUCAUUCAUCUAGAAUAGAAGUGUUUCAUUCUUAGAAGAAGGUCUAAAGCAACUCUAACAUUAAAGAAUUAUGUAUGGACCUUUGAUCACUGCAUUCACUUAGAUCAUGGCCCCAAGUUUCAAUGAUUCAGAAGCAAGUGCAAAGGUUUAAAAGUUAAUUCAAAAUUUGAGAGACACCAUUGUUAAAAAUAAAACAGACCUAGAAAAUGCUUAUCAAUAAGUUAGAGCCAUUGAUGAUCAUAAUCUCAGUCAAUAUAAUCAAAGAAUAAAUAAUUUAUCAACAAUUGUAAUUCCAACAAUAUAGGCUGAAAUCUAAACUAGAGAUGGUAACUUUAAUGUAUUAUUGAUUAGCUCAAAUUCAAACAAAGUAAAAUUUACUCAGAGAUGCUCAAACCAAUUUCAAGAAUGCUUCAGAUAACUUAGAUAAUACUAAUAACAGAUGGGUUGAAAGGUAUUUAUAAAUUGUAAUAUUUUAGAACCAAUGAACACAAUAAAUUGAUGGACUAGCUCUUAACUUAAUAAUCCCUAUUUCCCAAGAUAGUAAAUCAACUAGAGGGAGCAGGAGUUAGAAGAAGAUGAUUUUCUUAAGUUUAGC